GUGAAUGAGUGUGCAUGUAUAAGUUCUUGUUUUUAUUAAGAUGUGGGGGGACAUUGUGUGUAUUUUAUUUUCUGGACCACACGACUUUUUUGAAGGUUAGAACCUGUUGAGACUUUUAAAGAUAAAGGUUGGUUUGUGGAGCUUUUAAAGAUGGAAAUGUGUGCAUGUUUACAUAUGUGUGUGCACAUGUGUGUGUGUGUGUGUGCGUGUUAGUGGCAGAGGGCACAAAUACACACACACCAGAAGAUGCAUCUUCACUUCUGCCUCCGACAACUGAGACUGAAGCAGUCGACCUCAGAGCAGAGACACCAGAGAAACACAGACAACAUCACCAUGUCUAUCAACGUCUCUCUGUCCACACAUGUGCUCAAGACCACCAAGGACGACCAGGGGACUAAGGUGGACAUCGAAGCCGUCGUGGACAACAUCAGCACCAUCCUCUACACGCUGACUGUGGUGCUCGGCAUCACGGGGAACUCUUUGGUCAUUUGGGUGGCCGGAUUCAAGCUCAAGCCGAAGGUCACCAACGUGUGGCUGGUGAAUCUGGCCAUAGCCGACCUGAUCUUCAGCUUCACGCGAGUCUUCUCCCUCAUAAAGAAGCUCUUCUACAACUACUGGCCAUUCGGCGUCUUCCUCUGCAAGUUCAACGGCUUCUUCAAAUACGGCAACAUGUUCUGCUCCGUCUUCCUGCUGGCCGUGAUCAGCCUGGACCGGGCGCUCUGCGUCUGGCAGCCCGUCUUCGCCAAACGCCGCCGCACCCUGUGCGCGGCCAGGGUGGUGGCGUUCUGCGUCUGGGCCUCGGCGAUCAUCCUCAGCUCCCCUUACUUCGUCUACCGCCAGGUCUACCUGAAGAACAACCUGAGCAAAUGUUCUCUGGAAGUGAAGGAGGCGACGGCGGAGGACAACAAAGUCAAAGUCGCCCUCUACUUCAUCCGCUUCCUGUGCGGCUUCAUGCUGCCCUUCACCGUCAUCCUCAUCUGCUACGUCCUGGCCGGCCUUGGCAUCCGGCGCACUCGCCUCUCGGGGAAGCAUCGCCCUCUGCGUAUAUUGGCGUCGCUGGUCAUAGCGUUCUUCCUGUGCUGGGCGCCGUACCACUGCCUCCUGCUGGUGAAGAUGGUGGACAGUAAGAACAUUUUGGUGAAGGUCUGGCACCCCGUGGCGAAGGGCGUGGCGUACUUUAACAGCUGCGUGAACCCGCUGCUGUACUUCUGCAUGGGGCUGGACGUGAGGGGCCGGUUCAGGCAGAGUCUGAUGGGCAUCUACAAGAGGGCUCUGGCGGACGAGGUGGACGGACAGACGACCCAGUCCAACGAGCGCUCCCUGGACGACAGCACCGGGACGAGGGGCAGCAGCGUCCCGGCGGCAGGACGGAACCUGACGGCAGUCGAUGUAGCUAAAGUUUAACUCUUCUCCAGAUGAGUUAAACUGAUCAAGCUUUAACUUUUGUUACAGAUUCAGACCCAGAGUGAAUCUAUGUCACAGAGCUCCAUUUAAUGUACAGUCGACAGUGGGUUCGUUUUUCUUUUCCGACACACUCAGUAACAAAGCUCAGAGAAAAUGUGCUCAGCUGAUAAACAUUUGAGUAAACUCACCUGUGUUAGCUUCACCUAGCACCGAACAUAAUGCAGGUUUGUUAAUAUACAAAUUACCAGGUAUAAAAGUUUCUGCCCAAGUUCGGUUCUAAUUCAGUACACAUCUGACCAAGUAAAGUCCAAAUACCUGGAUCAGUUCUCGCCUCACCUGUUUGGUAGAGGUUGUAUUGGGAGGUAACAUGUGUGGACUUGGUAUAGCUAGGUAUCCCAGAAUGCAUUUCAAGUACACUGCUGUUCCAAUUCCAUACUGCACCGUUUCCCACCGUCCUCCAGAGUAAGGCUGGGCGAUACUGGGAAUUUUGGUAAUGAUCCGAUACCAAGUAAAUACAGGGCUAGUAUCACCGAUACCAAUACCGAUACCGGCUACUUUUUCUUGAAAUGUCAUAAUAAUUUAAGAACCAAGCACCAAACAGAAACAUAUUGAAUAAAUAAUAGUUUAAGUAAAGCCUGAGAGCCGGCGCUGCAUUGAUGGAUGGAUUAUAAGAUCUAAAUUAGCCCUCUACAACAUUCUGUGGUUGGAAAUAGUUAG
Mugil cephalus (flathead mullet) is the source of this 2121-nucleotide messenger RNA. Its product is annotated as formyl peptide receptor 2-like. Bases 247 to 1404 code for a protein of 385 amino acids. Gene Ontology annotation, cellular component: plasma membrane. Gene Ontology annotation, biological process: phospholipase C-activating G protein-coupled receptor signaling pathway; positive regulation of cytosolic calcium ion concentration; complement receptor mediated signaling pathway. NCBI's taxonomy places the organism in Eukaryota, Metazoa, Chordata, Actinopteri, Mugiliformes, Mugilidae. Gene Ontology annotation, molecular function: G protein-coupled receptor activity; complement receptor activity. The transcript has 3 exons. The record is from RefSeq and is a predicted model, not a curated record.